AUGACUGAUCUAGGAAAUAUAGUUUAUUUUCUAGGGAUGGAUAUUAUGUACUCUGAGAAAGGCAUAAUUUUACAUCAACUAAAAUAUGAACUUGAGCUGAAUUGUAAAGUUGAUGUCAUACCUGCUAAUGCAAUUCAGAAAUUAAAUUCUGAUUUGGAUGUUGGAAUGGUGAGUAUGUUUAUGAGUAAACCGAAGUGGUCUCGUUACCAAGCCGCUGUCAGAAUUCUGAGAUAUAUAAAGGGAACUCUGAAGUAUGGAGUUUGGUUCCCUUCUGGUGCUGAAACUGACUCAGAACUUCUGAGUUACUCAGAUUCUGAUUGGUAUGGAGACAGAGUUAACAGAAGAAGUACUUAUGGGUAUUUGUUUAAGUUUUUGGGAAGUCCUAUUUCUUGGUGUUCCAAGAAGCAACCAGUUGUUUCUUUGUCGAACAAUGAAGCAGAAUAUAUUACAGGUGUUGUGGCUACAUGUGAAGCUGUGUGGCUUCUGAAUUUACUGCAGGAUUUGAAGAUCAAAGUUCAGACUGGAGUGCUAGAAGUUGUGCAUUGUAGCAUCCAGAAGUAG
Molecule: messenger RNA, 561 nt
Organism: Lathyrus oleraceus (garden pea)
Lineage: Eukaryota; Viridiplantae; Streptophyta; Magnoliopsida; Fabales; Fabaceae
Product: secreted RxLR effector protein 161-like
Exons: 3
Coding region: 1-561 (186 amino acids)
Source: RefSeq, a predicted model, not a curated record